Molecule: messenger RNA, 1606 nt
Organism: Mugil cephalus (flathead mullet)
Lineage: Eukaryota; Metazoa; Chordata; Actinopteri; Mugiliformes; Mugilidae
Gene: commd5
Product: COMM domain containing 5
Exons: 7
Coding region: 130-765 (211 amino acids)
Cellular component (GO): nucleus
Source: RefSeq, a predicted model, not a curated record
UGUGACGCGAACGCGGAAGUGGUGACAUAAACACAAAACUGGCACUGAAGACGAGAAUCAAAAACACGCAUUUACUUCAUUUUUAAUUUUUUUAAUUUUGCUGUCUGACGUUUUUUUUUUCGGUUGGUAAUGUCGACGAGCCACGUUAAAGACCCCAGCUUUCUAGGAGGAAGAAUACCUCCAGAAAUCGAGUCGCUGUCGAAAAACCUGAAGGAUGUGGAUCACGAGCUGUUCAGAAAAAUACUGAAAGCUUUGGUCAGUGCCCUGGAGGGGAAGGACUGCAGGGAGGUGAUGAAGUCCAUAGCCGAGAGCUGUGUCGUCCCACAGGAGAGGCUCAGCCACAUCAUAGCCGGGAUGCAUCGAGUGCUGUCUGAGGCCAUCCGCGUCCCCACAUCAUUACUUAAACAAGAGGCUUUUAAGGAAGAUCUAAGAGAACUGAGGAUACCUGAAGACUUCAUCACAGAUUUCUCCAGUGUGGUUUUUGGAAAUCGCCGUGCGCUUCUAGAGGCAGCUGCCUCCCAGAACGAUCCUCACCUCCCCACACUGGAAGAAUUCAAAUGGAGAGUGGAUGUUACCAUUUCUACAAGCUCUUUGGCCAGAGCGCUGCAGCCCUCUGUUCUCAUGCAGAUGAAGCUAUCGGACGGGAGGUUUCACCGCUUCGAGGUGCCCGUGUCUAAAUUCCACGAGCUCCGUUACAACGUGGCUUUGAUCCUCAAAGAGAUGAACGACCUGGAGAAGAGGAGCAUUCUCAAGAUCCAGGACUGACGAACCGUUAAUAUCGUUGUUAUUUCACUGUCACCUCUGCUUGGUCUUUCAGAUCCAGUGGAGGUUUUUUUGUACAUUAUUAGUCAUUUGUAACGCAGUAUUAUCAUGAAAGGUAGUAACAACGAUCUUACGCUCUGAGGGUGUUGGCAUCCAACGUGCUCGACUGUUGACGGAGAGUAAAAAGAUAAGCUGUAAUUCCUUGUAUUUAAAAUCAUUUUCUGCCUGUAAAUGAUUCCAGAUGUGAUUACCAGAGGCCACCUCUCUUUCUUUUCUUUUCCGUCUUUGUCCUUGCUUUCCCUUUUUACCUCGGCUGACCGGCUCAUUGCUAUGCGACAGUUGUUGUUUUGUUCUUGCCUUAGCGUUCGGCCGCUAAUCUUUCAUCUGCACAUUUCCGCUUUCUUGUUCGGCAGCUUCGUGUCUGCUUCUUCUCCUCAGCACUGAUAUAUUUUUUUUUAUUCAUCAGCCACUUGUAAUAGAUCCCAUGUGCCUUGAUGUCUCGUAUCCACCUGCGUAUAUUAACGUUUGAGUUUGUAAGGACAUUUGAGACACCUGCAGAGUCUCCAUUGUGCCAAAAUACAAACUCAGCUGUCCUCCUCGCUAAUUUGACUGGUGUCAUGUGAUGAGCCCUCUUGAGACGUUGAGAUUGAACAUUUUGUUCACCCGCCUCUGAAACACGUUGAGAACGAACAACUUAUUAUUUUUUUUAUAUAAAUCAGACUGAACAAUUUAAAAAGUGAAAUGAUAUUUUUCCUUAUGUUAUGUAUGUGUUUUCCACAGUAACACCAAGAUUCUGUCUUUUUAAACACGUUUCUGCAUUAAAAUCUGUCACUGUGUCGCUAUA